CUUAUUGAAUGCAAUAACGAUCAGGAUAUUCAAGAAGAAUCGAAUUAAGUUGAAAAAUUUAUGAACAUUUUAAAUUAAGACCAAAACCAGGUCUUGUAUUUAGAAUUAAAGAUUGAUUGAUAACCUAAAAAAAAGAAAAAAAAUUGAUAAAACUUUGAAGUAUAACCAUUAAAAGUUUAAAAAUUAAUCUCCUGUCUUGUGCAUAUGUUCUAAAGAAUAAUAAGGGAGAAGUAAUUUUGUAUAAAGGUGAAUUAUAACAGGACAAAAAAAGAAUUAUAUUUUGAUAUGAAGUAACUGUAUGAGAUGAUGUAAUCUAUAUCAAAAGAAGGCUAAUUUCCUUAGAAACCUCCUUCAUCUAAGUAAAAUUAUUUAUAAUCUUUUAUUCAAGUGUGUUUGAUUGUAUUAUAAAUAAUGAUUAAAAUAAUAUGGAUUGUAUGUAUAAAUUACUCUCAUAAAAAUGUUUGGAUUUAAAUUAACUAAUAAAAAUAAAAAAAAUUAUCUAAAGUAACAAUUUAUAUUGGUCUUAUGUGA
Molecule: messenger RNA, 531 nt
Organism: Paramecium sonneborni
Lineage: Eukaryota; Ciliophora; Oligohymenophorea; Peniculida; Parameciidae
Source: the annotation of a GenBank genome assembly